This is a messenger RNA of Archocentrus centrarchus (flier cichlid), 5151 nucleotides long. RefSeq names its product GRAM domain-containing protein 4-like. The transcript has 19 exons. Lineage: Eukaryota; Metazoa; Chordata; Actinopteri; Cichliformes; Cichlidae. Gene Ontology annotation, biological process: apoptotic process; negative regulation of toll-like receptor 9 signaling pathway. The record is from RefSeq and is a predicted model, not a curated record. The coding region runs from base 325 to 2073 and encodes 582 amino acids.
CUUAUCAGGUGCCGUUGGCUCACCCCGCCCACAGCAGUGGUUAUUGUGUCCGAUGGAGCAAAGCGGGUCGGUUUACCCUCCCCUCAAGCUUCCACAUCUGGAUUAAUUGUCAGGACAGAGAACAGAGACGGGUCCGGAGCGUGUCUCAGAGGAGUGUGGUCAGAUUUAGAGGGGCUCAGGAGCGGGUUUGACCCGGUUUCCAUCGGGCGCGGAUCGCCGGGAAAAACAGAAAGAAGGGAAAGUUUGCUUCAUCUUUGCUCUCACGUCUCUGCGGCCGAGGCGUUAGUCAUGCUCAGGUAGAGACUCGACUCUGCAGUGCCCACCAUGUUGAAGCGUUUGGACAGGAUCCGGUUCAGGGGACGGCGGGAUGAGUUCCUGGAUAUGGCCGAGUCGCCCAACACAUCCGACACAGAAUGCAGCGAGGAGGUCGUGAUGAAACCUCGCAUCUCCGUCAGAGAGCCAGAGGAACUGAGGGAGGCAGAGGGAGAGCAGCAGGGUGACGUUCAGGCUGGUCCAGUAUCAUUUUCUGCAGCUCUGGAUGACAGGACAGAUUUAAAUGAGGUCAAAGGUCACUUAGAAAUUGCCUUGCUGGAGAAGCACUACUUGCAGGAGGAGCUGAGAAAACUUAAAGAGGAGUCCAAUGUGGAUUUAUUGAAGCAGGAGCUUGAAAAGGAGCGCUGCAGACGCAUCGAGCUGGAACAGAAGAUCAACGAUACCCUGAAAUCCAGACUUGAAGACUCACCAUCUCAGACACCUAAAGCCCCGUCUCUUCCAUCAUCUGCAGGCAGCGACAAACAGAAGGACACUCUGUUUGACACUUUCUUGAAAUGGCUUUAUAAUCGCUUUGGUGUUUACAUCGAAGACUUCCGUUUCCAACCAGAGGAAAUGACAGUGGAGACGGAGGAACCGCUGAGUGCCAAAAGGUUGACUGAAAACAUGAGACGGCUCAAACGAGGAUUCAGACCCGUUACUAACUUCAUGAGGAACCUUUCUGCCUUAUCCAGCUGGUACUCUGUCUAUACAUCAGCCAUCGCCUUCAUUAUCUACAUGUAUGUGGCGUGGAAUGGCUGGGCCAUCCCCAUGUUCCUGUUCCUCGCCAUCCUCCGCCUGUCCUUGAAUUACCUCAUUGCCAAAGGUUGGAGGAUCCAGUGGAGCAUCGUACCUGAAGUCUCAGAGCCAGUGGAGCCUCCUAAGGAAGACCUGACUGUGUCUGAGAAGUUCCAGCUGGUUCUGGAUGUCGCUCAGAAAGCUCAGAAUUUGUUUGGAAAGAUGGCCAACAUCCUGGAGAAAAUAAAGAAUCUGUUCAUGUGGGUAAAGCCGGAGCUGACUCAGAAGCUGUACGUUGGUCUGUGGUUGGCCUUUAUCUCCUCAUGCCUGCUGCCAUACAAACUUGUGGGAUUCAUCAUAGCUAUAUACGCAGGUAUCAAGUUCUUCAUCAUUGACUUCAUCUUCAAGAGUUGUCCCAAGCUGAGGAAGCGCUUCGACACCCCCUACAUCAUCUGGACAAAUUUACCCACCGACCUGCAGCUGAAAGAGCGCAGCAACACUAUGCAGGGCCGACGGGUUACAGCAGCGACGGGCCGAAGCAGCCUCACCGCAGCACCUCCUCCAGGUGUAAACCGGGAUGAGGAUGGAGGGCGAUACUACAGCACCAAGAGAGGAGCUUUUCACGAGGUUUUCAACCUGCCAGAGAGUGAGCGCCCUCUGUCAGUGUGUGAGAACGGUUGGCGCUGCUGCCUUAUUAACAGAGACAGGAAGACACCGACAGACUACAUCCGCAACGGAGUGCUCUAUGUCACUGAGAAUAACCUGUGCUUCGAAAGCUCCAGCUCCAGGUCCGGAUCCUCAAAGAGAAACAAAGUCAUCAAGCUGCUCGAUAUCACUGACAUCCAGAAGUACAAAGUUUUGUCGGUGCUUCCUGGAUCUGGGAUGGGGAUCUCCAUUGCGACGCCAUCCACCCAAAAACCCCUGGUCUUUGGCGCGAUGAUGCACAGAGACGAAGCAUUUGAAGCCAUCUACACUCAGUACACAAAGAUUGUUGCCAUGGCUGCAGCCAUCAAACCAGAGACAUAGUAAGACCUUCACAAUGGCCGCCUUAACCACAAACACUGAAAUGUCUUUUGAUGGCUGCUGACUUCAGUUUCAGGUGCUGGUCUUUUCUCGUCAAUCACCCAUUUAAACAAUUCAGUGACAGUAUAUUAGUGAUUGAUAUUAAAUCAGCUGAUUCCAACCAAUCACUGAUUUCUUGUCAGUAUCAGAUGGUCUGCUGCCAAUCACUGUUUCUAAAAGGAUUUAAUAAAAGCAUCCACAAAUGAGAGCACUUUGCAUUCUCUCUCUAAGUGUUAAGUCUUCUGUUUUUCAUCCCUGCUGAGCAUUUCAGUCAUUUAAAUUUCCUGUGCAGACUUAAUAUCAAGAGGUUCAAUCCCUCCCAUAGUUGUUAGCCUUUUAUUGUGACAAAUCUAGAAUAUCUAGAAAAAUUCAUUUUUUGUUCACAUAGUAAAAUCAGCAGGUGAGCUAAAAUAAAUUUUCACCUGCAGUUUGUCAGGUUUGUCAUGUGACUGGUUGCAGGCUUCAGUUUACUUCCACAAAGGUAUAUAAAACUGGAAAGUUUACCACAUUGUGUUUUUGUGCUGCAAAAAUGAAAGCGAUUAAUAGAAAAUUAUAACAGAAUAAUAAUUGAAGUCACUCAUUAAUCAAAACCACCAGUUUUUCUCAGUCUGCAGCUUUCCCAAUAUAUUCUUUAUUUGCUUUACUGUGUUUUUAUCACUGUAAACUGAACAUAUUCAGGUUUGGACUGCUAAUUACAUAAAACAUGACCUUUUGAUUAGUGACACUGUGCACUCUUGAGAAACUGGAAUGGAUGUAUUUUACUGUUUUCUAAUAUAUUAUGUAUUGAACAUUUCAACAAUUGGAAAAAAUGACUAUGAAAUUAAACUUAGAGGUAGACUUAAUUUUGGCUUUGCUUACCAAAACAUAUUAUUUGAGCUAUAAACACUGACUGAUGGAUAUCUGUCUACAGCAAGAUUAUCAGGAAGAUGAUGAAAAGCGGAACUUUAAAGAGUUGUUUUCAUUGUUGGUCUGAAUCAGACUCAAUAUUUUCCAGUUGUAUAAAAAGAAAAUAGUGGAAAUGUCCAUCAAAUGUCUUACUCACAGUUCAAACCCCAAAAUGUUCAGAGGAAUAAUGUCUUUAUAGCUUCUUUCAAAAAGCAUCUCACAAGAAAUCCACAUAACAAGGCAAACGUAGGUGGAGGGUUUCAUUACUGUAUAUUACACUGUUGGCAAACAAAUGAGUUUCAACCUCAUUAUUAUUCAUUAGUGUCUUCAGGGAUUUGUAAAAACGAUCAUCAUAUGACUCUGUAUUGUACUACUGCAACUAAGCCUUACAGUCAGUUAUUAUAUUGUGUAAAGUGUUUGCAUUCUGUAUCAAUGUUCAGCACUUAUUUAUUUUGAGAUAUGGAAUUUAGUGUAAACCACAAAAUUAUGGUUUUCUUUUUGCUUAAUUUGAGUUACUUUUACAAUUAAUAAGCCACGAAUCUGAAUCCCACAGGGGAGCUUCAAACAUUACAAUUGUAUUUGUUUAGCAUUCACUUUUCACCAAGCUUAAACUAAAAUCAGUUAAAGCACUAAAAAAGCACUUUUUAAAAAAAAAAUAUUAUCUCAAAGCUUUUGUUUUCUUAUGACAUUAAACAUCUGAAUAAAGUAAUAUAUAUUUUGGUUCAUUAUUUUAUUUUGUGUUUUUUUAAUUAAGCCAGAUGUUAAAGUAAAGUUAAAGUUAAUAGUUUGCAGUAUAUUUUAUUUAAUACUUGGAUUUAAUAUUUUUUUUUUUUUUUUACAUUUCAGAUUUCAAACAUUUUAAUAAUUCAUUGGAGAAAAAAAGUCUCCAAAGCAAGCUGUUCUUUUACAUAAACAUAAAUUCUGACAAAUUUUAACAAAUAAAAUUGCUGUGAAGUAGAAUAUAUCAUUAGUUUUAGUACCUCUCAAAAAAAAUUUUAUUGCCAAAUUAUUGCUCUUUUGUAGUUUUCAGUAUAGUUAAACGAUUUUUACUGGUCUUUUUUUGCAAACUUUAUACUGCUUGCUAAUGCCAUCAUGCCUCAGCCAAAUACUUUAAAAAUUGUUUCCUGACUUUCUUUUUUUUUACUCUAAAUGCCCUUCAUUUUGUCUGCAGUUUGCUCGGGUUUAAUUUUUGUUUUGCUGAUGUCACUGUGAACAUUUUUCUCUCCUCAUGUUGUGUCUUUUGGAUUUAAGAGUUUUAUAAAAUGGUCUCUUGUAUGGAUAGGUGUAAUGUUUUUUUUAAAUUUGUGUAAUUUCUAUUAUUGAAAUGUGAUGUAUAUUAUGUGUUUAAGUAAAAUCAAAUAUGUUACUGUAACAGUGUGUGGUUGUUGUUUAGUGCAGUAACUGCUUCAGGCUGUAGGUGACAUCACAGGUGUACCUAAUAUAUUGGCUGGCCACUGGCAUACCUAAUAAAGUACCAGCCACUUUAAAUUUAAGAAAAAAACAUUUUGAAAACAUGCAAUACGUAUUUGCAAGCUUUCACUGUGAAAAAGUGAGAGUUAAAAAAAUUAUUUUACACAUUGAGCUCAUUUUAACCCCAUUUCAUAGAGCUAAUAAUCCUGCGUAGUGCAUUCUCUUUUCAAAGUCAUCAGUGACACGAACCGUAAUCCAUUCAACUACAACACAAUUCUUGCUCUUUAAACAUUGACUAAAAUAUGUUUUCAGAUAAGCUGCUAGGUCUAAGAACAUAUUAAGAGCUUAUGGCAGCUGUGCAGUAAAUAAAAUGCAGUGACUUAGUGAAUAUCUCAGAUCACAAUUUAACUUCCUUGUCCAACACAUUUAUGAAGCCAAACAUUUCUUCUUAUUAUCCAAAUCAGGGUCCCAGUCAACUAUAAAUUAAUGACUGUUCAGCUAUAACAGAACAACUAUGAAUCAGUGUUAUUCCAAUGUCAUUGUCAUCACACUGUCAGGGUUCAUCGGUAUUUCGGUGUUGAUCAGACACUUAUCUGUGAUUGAGAUUUCAGUUUAAACUCUAAUGAUUUUCAGAUGAAAAGUUCCUUUAUGUUAUUAACCUGACGCCAGUUAACAUAAUUAGUAUCAAAAUGUUUUCUGGCUGUUUCUUUUUACUACCGCUUUUCCAGACUUUUGUUGCCCACUCCC